Molecule: messenger RNA, 13173 nt
Organism: Haliotis rufescens (red abalone)
Lineage: Eukaryota; Metazoa; Mollusca; Gastropoda; Lepetellida; Haliotidae
Exons: 57
Coding region: 197-12529 (4110 amino acids)
Cellular component (GO): extracellular region
Molecular function (GO): protein binding; oxidoreductase activity; serine-type endopeptidase inhibitor activity
Source: RefSeq, a predicted model, not a curated record
CGUAUUCCGCAUCCGGCGUGAACCCCCACUGUUACGGGCGCGGACACCCGAUACGGUGAGACUCAGACACACAGGCCGCUUCUCUCAGAGUAGAUAACGCUCGAUGCUACAGCCGCUGUAACAGAGGGAUGCUACUUGGAAACAACGCUCUUUAGAAAGGUGCAAGCUGUGUGAGAUUUGGCCCCAGUGUGAUACAAUGGGUUGCUGGGUGUCCCCUGGAUACUAUUGGGGGUGUGGCCUGACCCUGGUGCUGGCUGUGCUGCUGUGUGGGGGCCAACAGGAGGACUUCAGGAGUGCAGGUAUCGAUGUCCUGUCUGAUGUCGAUGAUGUUGCAGCAGUGAGGGGGCUGCGGAGACUGUCACCACAGGGACUGCAGGUGACGGAGAACUUCCCAGGCUUCAAUGUCAGUGAGCAGGUAGCAGCCGAGUUCCUCAAGAGGAUCUAUGGUGAGAUCAGCAUUUCCUUCACAGCCCAUACAGAGGAGGCGCACAAGAUCCGCCUCCUGGAGAUUUACCAACCUGGGAAGAAGCUGCCUUAUUUGGAGUCGUAUCUCAACACGAAGAGCGGGAACGUGGUGGUCCGCUAUCAGGGAACCAAAUCUUUCCAGCGGGUUGUGGUCAAGAAGGUUCUCCCUGCAUGGAAAUGGAGCUCUCUGGAGGUGAAGUUAAAUAGAAGCAGUUUACAGGUGUCUGUGGACUGUGACAGCACACAUGUCACAUCGCUAAGACAACCACUUGCGCCACCACCAGAGAGAGCUGAAGUGUGGGUUGGGAGAAAAACAGAGUCUGAUAAACAGAUGAAGGGCAUUGUGUUUGAUGUGAGGCUGUACCCAUCAACAGGUGAUCACACAGACAGGUGUAAAGACAUCCUCCACUCAGGUGCGACACAGAUACAGUCAGAUGACGGUCAGGGUGCAAGGCGUGGCACGGGGCGCGGCACAGGACGCAGUGUCAGGCGGGAUGACAACCUAGAAGAUCGAGUGUUGCUGCUGGAGAGACAGCUAGCACAGCUCGUCAUCACCGUGGAUACGCUCAAAUCUCAGAAUACAGACCUGAGUAACCGAGUGGCGUUCCUAGAGACAUGCGAGUGUCGCCCCCUAUGUUCCCACGGCGGAGUGGUCUACGAGGAGGGACAGACCUGGUCACGUGACCUGUGUACGGUCUGUCAGUGUGUGGGCGGCCAACCAGAAUGUAGCGUGCGCCCGGACAUACCGUCCUGUCAGACUCCCUGCCUAAGUUCCCCCUGCUCUGCACAUGGCUCCUGCCAUGACCUUGAACCUACUGCCGGCAGCUUCCAGUGUCAGUGUCAGCCUCCAUAUGAUGGCCCGACAUGUCAGACACGACGGAACCCAUGUGUCUGGGGCCCAGAGCCAGGAUCCUGCAACCAGACCAUCCCACGCUACUUCUACAACCGAUUUUCCCAAGGAUGUGACACCUUUAACUACACAGGUUGUGGAGGCAACAUCAACAACUAUCCCACCAUGGAUCAGUGCAAUGACACCUCAAUGCAUGGUGCCUGUUGCUACCGACGAUAUUCUACCACACUGGUGGACAUUGUGCAGAGUGACCAGCAGCUGGAGAUCAGAUGUGAGAAACUUCAUGUUGGAGCCUGCAAGUCUCUGCACCGUCAACCAGAUGGAGAUUUUGAGACAGAGGUGAUCAGCUUCUACCCGGGGAUGACCUGUGAGGAGGCUGGGUGUGUCACAGCAGGUGCUUGUGUGGUGGGAGGGCUUAUUGAGCCAGUGGACUCGAAGUUCCGUCUCGGGUGUGAGGACUGUUCCUGUCUGCCUGGUGGACAGGUGGAGUGCAGCUGUAAGCACCGCAGUGUGAGGAAAGAGAUCCGGGAUAUGACGAGGAUCGAGAUGGUCCGUUUCCAGAAUGCAGUCCGCAUCCUGCGUGAAGACAACACCACCAGCGUGUGGGAGUCGUUGCGGGACCUCUACAUGACACACAGCAUGCACGCCAGCGGGGGGGCCUACUUCCUUCCCUGGCAUCGCUACUUCCUGCGCGACAUUGAAAGGAAGCUCCAGGAGGUUGACUGCGACAUCAGCAUCCCAUACUUCGACUUCACCACAGAUAUCGGCAACAUGGCUGACGCGAUUGUGUGGCAGCCAAGCUACUUCGGUGGAGACGGCGAAGGGUCCGACAAUUGCGUGUCCGACUUACCGUUCGGAGGCCCUGGGACGUGGGCGCCAUGUGUAAUGAGAAGUUUUAACACAAGUGUCCACCUGCCAUCACAGCUAGAACUGGCAUUAGCACUGGCCAGCGAAGACUACAUGGAGAUGAGUCUUUGUCUGGAGACAUACGUCGCCUAUCUCCACACCUUCAUCGGCGGGGACAUGGCGACCACAUCCAGUGUAUAUGACCCAGUGUUUCUCGCUAUUCAUGCCUACAUCGACCACCUCUACUGGACCUGGCAGCUGAAGGAUCAGAACAUGUUCAAAUUCCCAGCAGCCUUUGGGAGCAUUCCCAUGAUUCCUUUCAAUGUAGCUCCUCGGGAUGUGUUCGACCUUGACAAUCUGUGUGUGACCUAUGUUCUCCCUUCUAAAGGUCACCCGUGUAACAAGACUGACCUUGUCCUGAGGCCAUCAAGGCCAGGUGUGCAACGAGGGGACAUCAACCCUGAGUUGGCGUAUGGCGUGGACAGCUAUGACCAGUUCGGGUAUGAUGAGGAUGGAUAUGACAGGCUUGGAUAUGACAUAUUUGGUUAUAAUCUAGAUGGGUUUAACAGAGAUGGUGUCAACAGAUAUGGAUAUGAUGUGAAUGAGAUCGGAAGGUUUGGCCUUGACCGGGAUGGAUAUGAUCUCCAUGGUUUCAACACUGAAGGCCGAGACAGGAGUGGUAACCCAGACACGUCAGGAAGGUUUGGGAGGGAUGGACUGAACCAGUGGUGUCUCACACGUGGAGGUUUGAACCGGGAUGGCUAUGAUCAAUAUGGCUUCACUGUACAUGGGUAUGAUGCUGAGUACUGCAACUACCUCAACAAUGGCCCGUACGCCACCAUCUACUCCAUGAAGAUCUUCGACAUCCUCAAGCGGCAAGGAAAGGGCUUCUUGAUGUCUCUGCCCCGAGUCUGCCCCGGGCUGGAACCCCUCCCUUCCCAGUGGGUGGAGCAGUACUGGGCCACCAACAUCAAGGAUGUCACAGGAAUGGUUCCUGUGAACAUGUCUGUCCAGACAUCACUGCCAUCCUCACGGUUCUGUUUUGACGUGGACCAGUUCAUUAGCCCAUGUCCAUGUGACAAGCCCAUUGCAACGUGCUCCACCAACCCCUGUGCAGGUGCCACAUGUCGGGCCUUCCCAGGGGCGCAGUGCCAGGUCAGCUUCUGUGGGGAGUGCUCUGCCCAGUGGUUCUACAACAACAUGGUGGUGGACUGCCAGGAGGAGAGAGACUUCUGCAACCCAAACCCGUGUGAGCAUGGCGGGACCUGUAUGGAGUCCAUCUGGAUCAACGAGCCGCACCUUGUCACAUGCAUUUGUCCCCCGGGAUACGACGGCCAUCUUUGUCAGUAUGAAGUGGAGGACGCCUGUACACUGCCCCUCAGUACUGGUGGCUGCAGCGCCCGGGAGACUCGCUGGUACUUCGACUACCGUCAACAGAAGUGUCUGGAGUUCAUCUACACUGGUUGUGGCGGCAACGGUAACAACUUCGCCAGCAUCAACUCCUGCCAGGCGCGUUGUCUCAUUGGAGCAUGCUGCUACCGAGAACCCCUCUUCCCAGAAAGAAUCAUUGGAUAUGACAGACAGGGAUAUGACAGAUAUGGCUUCAACAUUGAGGGACUAGACCGGAGUGGGCGUCGUCGGACAGUCAACAAUGGCAUCUUCACAGCCCGGGAGAGAUAUGACACAGAGGGCUUUGACUUCCAAGGCUAUGACAUCUACGGAUAUGACGAUGAGGGCUUUGACCGCCAAGGCUAUGACGAGGAUGGGUUUGACAGGGAGGGCUUCAACAGGACAGGGUACAGCCGCAUCGGCGAGUACGACGGCAUCAUUGACUACAACAUGGAAGGCUACGACCCAGAAGGAUUCAACAGGGCUGGGUACAACUGCCACGGCUUUAACCGAGAGGGACUGGACAUCUACGGUGUGUCGGCCGGGUUCAUGUACAGCUGUCGGUCCAUGACGCUCCAGAAGUGUCAGGCAACGGAGGCCCGCGAUGUGCAGGUGGUGCAGUUCACGCCAGGGAAACGCUGCGAGGAGGUGACGUGUGGGGAGACCUGUGGAUGCAUGUACAACAACCAGACAUACAAGCCGGGGGACACGUUCCGGUCCGGUUGUCAGACAUGCUCCUGCACAGAGAAGGGCGUGGUCGUCUGUGUGUGUGAUGCCCCCGUGAGGAGGAAGGAGGUGAGAGAGCUGACGAGGGAGGAGCGCGAGAGAUACCAGCUGGCUAUCAGGAAGCUGAUGGUUCAGACAGGUCGUCCGUCCAAGUGGCUCCGUCUGGCCCAGAUGUACGCCUCACAUCUGCCACAAGCUGUGGGCAGUGACGCUUUCCUGCCCUGGCAUCGCUACUUCCUGUGGCACGUGGAACAAGCCUUGCAGGAUAUUGACUGCAGAAUCGCCAUACCCUACUACGACUGGACAACUGACGCGGGAAAGCCAGAGAAAUCACUCAUCUGGGGUGCUAACAUGUUUGGCGGAAAUGGCAUGAAUGCUUCCGACUGCGUCUCGUACCAUCCUUUCAAGAACUACUUCCCCCCGUACUGGUCUCCGUGUCUCAGACGUAGAUUCGACACGUCAGUCAACAUGCCAGACCUUGUCAACGUCCAGCUGGCGCUACGGGAACCAUCCUUCCAGAAGUUCCGUCUCAGGAUGGAGGUGUACACCAAACUGUUCCAGACAUUCGUUGGAGGUCACAUGAGCACGGCUAUGAGUGCCUAUGAUCCAGUGUUCCUGUCUGUUGUUGCCUUCAUCGACAGUUUGUGGGACACAUGGCAGAUGACACACAGCGAUGGUUUGCUGCGAUACCCUCAAGGUCGUCGGUACCUUCCCAUGAUUCCCUUCAAGGUCACCCCAGACAAUGUGAUGGACCUCCGUAUUCAGAUGUGCGUUGAAUACGUGCCCCUCACACAAGGGGCUCCAUGUAAUGAGACGGAAGUGCGUAACUAUGGUUACGAUGUAAACGGAUAUGAUCGCCAUGGUUACAACAGAGCAGGAUAUGACGUUGACAGUUACGACACACUCGGUAUUAGUAAAGACGGUGAUCUUGACAAUCGUGGUAUUUAUGAUAUUCGUGGUUAUAACAGACGUGGAUAUGGCCGCUCUGGGUAUGACAUGUCUGGCAUGGAUGAGUUUGGUUUCUAUGUCGACACGUACAACAUGGAUGGAUUUGAUGCAAAUGGCUACGACAGAUCAGGGUACGAUAGAUAUGGCUUUAACCGAAGUGGAGUAACACCGUUUGGCUUCCACAAAAAUGCCUCCUACCUGGGUAUGCAUGAGGUCAAAUUGGAUGCAUUCGACACCUAUGGCUUCAACAAAUACGGGUAUGACAAGUUUGGCUUUGAUCGUGAAGGGUUUGAUCGUUUUGGGUUCGAUUCGAAGGGCUACAACCGUCGUAUAUGCAACUUCUACAAUCUGGGUCCUCUGAACGUGGUGGUCAGCCAUUACAUUAGGAAUAAGCUGAAUAAAUUGGACAAUGAGACCCUCCGGAACGUAAAGCGUAUUUGUCCACCGGUGACAUCACUACCGGACUGGCAGGUGACAAACAGUUGGCUGGAUCGCGGAGACCAGGUACAGCUGAUAGAGACAAUAGAGAGGACGGAUGCCCGUGCCCAGGAGACUGGUGUUAUGGCUCGUAACUACAGCGUGGAUAAGGACUUGAUCUGGCUGCCAUUGCCACCUGAUGAACAACUGUGCCUGGUGACCCACAUGUACACAGACUGCCCCCUGGACAACCCUGCUGUCCUGUGUCCGGACGACCUGUGUGAGGCACGCAACUGCCCAGCCCACCCAACAGCUGUUUGUCGGACUAGCAGUUGUGGUUACUGUCACCACGAGUGGUAUGACGGCGUCACUGGCAACAUGCUCAACUGUUCUGGCUGCUAUGACGAGGAUGUCCGUGAGCGACGUGAGGGUGAGACUUGGAACAAUGGCAGGUGUCAGAAUUGUCUGUGUCAGGAAGGACUGAUUGAAUGCACACCCAAGGUGUGUCCACCCACAACUUGCCAACAUCCCAUCACCAUGACAGAUGCCUGCUGCCUUACAUGUGAAGCUGGUUGCAGCUUCAAGGGCAACAAGUACCUGACAGGGACGCGGUUCCCGGACCCAGAAGAUGCCUGUGUCAGCUGUGUGUGUAACCGUGGCAACGUGAGCUGCAGUGUGGCCAGCUGCCCCGACCUGGGGGACUGUCAGAGCCCCACCCAGCUGGAGGGGGAGUGUUGUCCAGUGUGUCUAGACUGUGGGGCUCAUGCUAAUGCCACCAAGUGGUACCCCAGCCCCUGCCAGGAAUGUUCCUGUGUGAAUGGCGAGGUGUCGUGUCAGCGUGUGAAGUGUAACGAUGUAGACUGCCGCUUCCCCUACACCCCUGAUGGGUCCUGCUGUCCAGUGUGUGUGGCCUGCUUCUAUGAGGGAGCCAUCUACCAAGAAGGAGAGGAGUUCAAGCCUGAUGCCUGUCAAACAUGUGGCUGUCACCGUGGAAACAUCGUCUGUGACGUCAAGGACUGCCCAGCAACCAACUGCCCUGCACCAGUCACCCCAGUCAACCAGUGCUGCGCUGUCUGUGAUAGUGAUUGCGAGUACGAGGGUUCUACUUAUAAGCACCGGACGACCUUCACCCCGUCAUACAACCCCUGUCUCCAGUGUUCCUGUGAUAACUCCAUUGUCAGGUGCAACUCCAUCUCCUGCGCACCACACAACCUUGCAUGUCAACGUCCAGUCAUCGCCCCCGGGGAGUGCUGCCCGUCGAGAUGUCCUCAUUGCGUCCACGAAGGUUCCGAGUACGAGGAUGGACAGACCUGGUCUCCUGCUGGCAUCCCUUGCCAGGUAUGUCGAUGUCGCGACGGCCACGUCACGUGUCGCACCCGUGAGACCUGCGCCUUGGAAUGUACCCACGGUCUGGUGAGGGAUGGAGCGUGCUGCUCUGCUUGUUCAGAUUGCAUGUAUGACAGCAGAAUAAUCCAGGAUGGGGAGAGUUUUGUGAGAAGUGGGUCGCCAUGCCAACAGUGUCAGUGUACAGAGGGAAAUAUAGAGUGUCACCUAGGAGGGCCUUGUCCCCCACUGCCCUGCAAACUGACAGAGACACCCCAGGACCAGUGCUGCCCUCGUUGUACAGAGUGCACGUAUGAAGGGCGGUCCUAUCGCUAUGGGGAGAUGAUCACCAAGGACAAGUGCUCUCACUGUGUGUGUCGGGAGGGUCAGGUGACCUGUGAUCGAGUGCCGUGCCCACAGUUGCGGUGCGCUGAUCCACUGACGGUUCCAGGACAGUGCUGUCCGGUCUGCACCCGAUGUGAAUACUUCUCACAGUUCUAUGAAGAUGGUCAGACAUUUGUCUCACCUCGUGAUCCUUGCGAGUCCUGUGUGUGCAAAGGGGGCCAGGUGACCUGUCGCAGCAUCAAGUCGGACUGUCCCGCCAUGCAGUGCACACACCCUGGGUCUGUACGCAACCAGUGCUGCCGACAGUGUGACAGCUGCAUGUAUCUCCGGCGCAGGUUCCGUAACGGCCAGAAGUUCACGCCCCCUGGUGGGGACCAGUGUCAAACCUGUGUGUGCAGGGACGGUAGUGUGACGUGUGACAAGCUGGCGUGUCCAGAGCUCAACUGUCUCAACUCGUACACUCCAACAGGCCAUUGUUGCCCGAUUUGUCGCGUGUCCUGUCAGUAUGGAGGCCGAGAGUAUCGCGAGGGCCAGGCAUUCCCCAACCCCCAGGACGAGUGUUCUGUGUGCACAUGCAGGGACAGUCGUGUAGACUGUGAGAAGCGCAAGUGUCCGUCCUCCGUGUGUCUGAACCCUGCCACUCUGCCAGGGGAGUGCUGCCCCAGCUGUGAGUUCUGCCUGUACGACCGUCGGAUCUUCCGCAACCAUCAGCACUUCAUCCACCCCAGCAACCUGUGUGAGGAGUGCGUGUGCAACAGUGGGUCUGUGAUGUGUACCAUGAUAGACUGCCCCAAGCUGCCCUGUGACAACCCGAUGCCCAUGGCAGGCCAGUGCUGCUUCGUGUGCCCCAAGAGCUGCACGUACCAGGGUCUGUCCUAUGAGGAUGGGCAGACGUUCCGCAGUCCACGGAACAAGUGUGAAGAGUGUCUGUGUCGUCAAGGUCGUGUCCAGUGUCAGCGGGACUCCUGUGCGCCGGUGUCGUGUCGUCACCCAGCAGAGGAGGGCUGCUGUCGUGUUUGCAACAAUUGUUUCUACAAAACUCAGUUAUGGCGCAACGGCCAGAAGUUCCCGGACCCCCAGGACGAGUGUUCAAAAUGCCGAUGUCAAAAUGGAGAAGUGUCAUGCCAACGGCAGCAGUGUCCCCCUGUAUCAUGUCGAAACCCUGUCAUGGAGAACUGCUGUCCAGUAUGCAGGGAGUGUGAGUACCAAGGCCGGAGAAUCGGCAGCGGGCAGACAUUUACCCGUGUCGGUGGGAGCUGUGAGACGUGUGUCUGCGUGGAGGGUAACGUGGAGUGUCAGCGGAAGAUGUGCCAGGAGGUCACAUGCCGACACCCCAUUGAACGCGACUGCUGUAAGGAGUGUACGGACUGUUUCUACCAUGGCCGGGCCUUCAGCAGUGGCCAGUCCUUCCCGGACACCCAGGAUCGGUGCAAGGACUGUCGGUGUAUAUCCGGGAGCGUCACUUGUGAGCGGCGUGCUUGCCCCCGAGCUCCAUGCAAGAACCCGGUGAAGACGCCAGGUCACUGCUGCCCCCGCUGCUCCGACUGUGAUCACGAAGGUCAACAAGUGCGGAAUGGUCUUCGAGUGCCACAUACGUCAGACCCAUGUAUGGAGUGUGAGUGCCGACGUGGCAACAUGGACUGCUUUGAGAGAAGGUGUCCUGAUGCUGUCUGCCGCAACCCCGUUACGCGAGGUUGUUGCCAGGAGUGUGGUGACUGUUUAUAUGAAGGCAAGGAGUACAGCAACAGACAGACGUUCCUGGACCCGACAGACCGCUGUAAGGCCUGCAACUGCGUGGACGGCGACAUCAUCUGCUCACCGAAGCAGUGCCCGCGGGUCACGUGUUUGAACCCCAUGCAAGGGGAGUGUUGCCAGGAGUGCUCCAACUGUCUUUUCCAGGGUGCCGUGUACGACAAUGGCCAAGAGUUCCCAGACUCGGCCGAUACCUGCAGCUCCUGCUAUUGCAAGUCUGGCACCGUGGAGUGCAUUAGGAAACCGUGUGCAGAUAUUGUGUGCUCUCAUCCAAUCAGAGAUGGUUGUUGUCCGGUGUGUGAUCGAGGCUGCCAGUUUGAGGGCCGGGAUUAUCGUGACAAGGAGAAGAUUGAGCGUGACUGCCAGGUGUGCACAUGUACAGCUGGGAACAUGAGGUGUUUCCCCAAGUACUGUCCACCGGUCAAAUGCUCCAACCCGGUCACUGUGGACUGCUGCCCGGUCUGUGGAGACUGCAUGUUUGAAGACAGGAAGUUCCGCAACGGCCAGACGUUCCCCAACGUGAAGGAUCCGUGCAGUGAGUGUGUGUGCAGGGAUGGAACAUUCAAGUGCAGCAGGAAGUCCUGUCCAGCCCCCAAAUGUCCAAACCCUGCACAAGGUCAGUGCUGUCCCGAGUGUCGGAACUGUGAUCUCAACGGGAAGAUGGUGUCACAUGGCCAUCGAUUCCCGUCUGAGACAGAUCCAUGCAGUACGUGUGUAUGUCAGCUUGGGACGAUCAACUGUGACCGUCGCACAUGUGACAAAGUGUCAUGUGACCACCCUGUGAUUGAUUCCUGUGGAUGCUCAUCUUGUCGUCAGUGCAGCUACCGGAACACGACGUACCGACACAAUCAAGAAUUCCGAAACCCAGAUGAUAAAUGUUCGUCCUGCCAGUGUAGGGGUGGGAGUGUGCAGUGUUUCCGUCAGGAGUGUCAGUCUAAGUGCAGCCACCCAGCCCGAGACAAUGGCUGCUGCCCUGAAUGUCUGGACUGUCUGUACGAGGGUGUGAUUCACAAGGACAUGGCGUCCUUCGUGUCUGACGUGGAUCCCUGCCAGCAGUGUACAUGCAUGGGAGGUAGUAUCAUCUGUCAGACAAUCACGUGCCCAGCAGUCAGCUGUAUGACACCUGUCCAGCUCCCCACCGAGUGCUGCCCGUCAUGUCCAGUGUGUCAGUUCCUGGGUCAGACAUACCCGGAUGACAGCCGCUUCCAGCAUCCUGAAGACAACUGCCAGACCUGCACGUGCAAGAUGGGUCGGGUCAAGUGUGAGCGUGAGCAGUGUGCCGUCAAGUGUACACAUCCCCGCCAAGACCUGUGCUGCCCUUUGUGUACCGACUGCUUCUUCGAGGACACGCUGUACAGGAAUGGACAGUCCUUCCAGCCAGACCCCUGCAAGAGGUGCUCGUGUAGGGAUGGGAAUGUUGUGUGUGAAGAGGAGAAGUGCCCCACACUGACCUGCCUCAUGAAGGAGACACCGCCCGGCCAGUGCUGUGAGAAAUGUAAAGGUUGUGAGUUCCGUGACAUCCAGUAUGAGACUGGUGCGAUGUGGAUCCUGCCGGAGAACCCGUGCAUCUCGUGUACGUGCAGCGGGGGCCUGGUGACCUGCAUGGAGGUGGACUGCUACGUCCCGUGUGAUGAGCCGGUCCAGGUCCCAGGCCAGUGCUGCCCCGUCUGUCCCACAUGUAACUUUGAGGGCCGGCGCUACAAGAACGGGGAGGUGUUCACUCCCAAUGGAGACCCAUGUGACUACUGUACUUGUGAGGAUGGCCACCUGCGGUGUGUCCAUGAGGCCUGUCCCAGCACAGCCAACUGUCCCCCCGAGCAGCUGAUUGCUGCAGCUCCGGGCGAGUGCUGUCCUUCCUGUGCUGGAUUCGGAACUACCUGCACCCGGACUGAGAUCGGUCGGCGGACACACCCGCGUCCGGAGGAGCCUUGUUUCUACUGCGAGUGCAAGGAGGACUUCCAAUGGGAGUGUAUGAAGGAGCAGUGCAAGCCCCUCAGUUGCCCACCGACUGUCCAGAUCUUCACACGCGGACAGUGCUGCCCCAAGUGUCCACCUUGCUAUGACCAGACGGAGGGGAAGUACUACAAGGAGGGGGACGUCUGGUCAGCGGCCGACAACCAGUGCGUCACAUGUCGGUGUGAAAAGUCAGAGGUCAGGUGUAGCCUUCAGGAGUGUCCCCCACUACAGUGUACGGCAGCGGAACAACUUGUCCCAGACUCUACUGGUUGUUGUGAGGUGUGCCAGCCCGUGGAGGAUGCUACAUGUGUCUACUAUGACACUAUUUAUCAGCCAGGAGAUGAGUGGCCCCUAGAUGAGUGCACCCGGUGCAAGUGUAUCGCUGGUAAAGUGAAGUGUGCAAUUAAGCGGUGCCCUGCUCUUGACUGUACUCCCGAUGAAGUGCCCACUGUUACCCCUGGCAACUGCUGCCCAGUGUGUCUCAAACAGCCAGGGACCUGCAUCGUGUAUGGAGACCCUCACUACCGCAGCUUCGACGGCACCACCAUCCACUUCCAGGGUAUGUGUCGGUACAUCAUGGCUGCUGACUGCGAGAACAACAACUUUACAGUGGAAGUCCAACAUGACGAUCGAAAUGCACCUGGGGAAGUUUCUUGGGCUCAGAACUUCACCAUCACCAUGAGUGACAUCAUCAUUGAGAUGCUACAGAACCAUGUUGUCAAGGUGAACGGCCGUGUGGUGGAGUUGCCGUUCCUGUAUGAGCCGCGUGUCCACAUCGAGAUGUCAGGCAGCACCGUCCUCCUCAACACGGACAUAGGACUGAAGUUGCUGUGGAAUGGGGACAGCUAUGCCGAGCUGAGCAUCACCGGGGGUUACAAGAGAAAGCUGUGUGGACUGUGUGGGAACUUCAAUGGCUUUCCCCAUGAUGAUCUGCGGACCAAGUUUGGUCAAAUCACAAACUCCCCAGCAGUGUUUGGCAACAGUUGGAAGGCCAAGACGCAGCUGGGGGAGGAGUGUGCCGAUGCUGAUGAUGUAGAUCCAUGUACAGGCGCCGGGUACCGCAUCAGGAAGAUUGCCACCACCAAGUGUUCCAUCAUCACGAGCAAGGUAUUCUCCCGAUGUCACAAGGUUGUCUCCCCUGAACCAUUCUUCUCUUCAUGUGUGUAUGACAUGUGUGCAUGUGCCGACAGCCCCAACUGUCUCUGUGACAUCCUGGCAUCCUAUGCACACGAAUGUGCGAAAGCCAAGGUCAAAGUUCAGUGGAGAACUAAUAAUCUGUGUGCCUUUACCUGCCCACCUGACUCUGGGCUGAUGUUUGACGACUGUGGUCCAGUGUGCCCCCGGACAUGCGAGAACCGAGACACGCCCCUCGGCAACCUGGAGGAGAACUGCUACAAGCCGUGUGUGGCCAGCUGCCAGUGCCCGGCCAACAAGGUCCUGCACAGCGGCCGCUGCAUAACCCCCGAGAACUGCCCCGAGCUGGAGAAGGUCACAGAGGAAGAGCUGUCCUAGAGAGCCGAGAUGUCAAAGGAAACACGUUCUCAGCUAAGAAGCCUCAGUGAAAAGUAUAUAUGACAUCAAGAAACACAGGACAUUGAUGAAUACCGGUAUACAAUCGUAGCACUCAGAUGACCAUAAACCCGCAUACUCAGACAUAAAGUUUGGGCAGCACUGAGAUGACUUUGUGGAAUGGACCCUAUGGGAUUAAAAAUAAAAUAUAUCUUCACAGAUGUCAUCACUAAAGAGUAAGACAGAAAAAGGACAGUCAUGUGACAUCAAGGAUCAAGGUCACUGUGUCCGUGACCUCUACAAGGUCACUGUGCUACCACCUUCAGCUUGAUGAGAUGCUCGGUGAACAUUUUUUAGCCGUCACACGAGAAUGAGACAAUACUCUACUGAUGUUUGAGCUGUGCAAUAACGUACAUGCCAUGAUGUACAAGUCUUGUUUAGUUAGUCACUGUGUCAUGUUGUGUGCGUACAGAUGUUUUCCGCCUUACAGCGCCAUAGAAUACAUAGAUGGUAAAGAGCCAGUUUACCUGUGGUUUCAUCUCAUUAAAAUCAGAUCUUAGUUCUCGCUAUCGCUAAACAAAGAUCUGAGGACAUCCCAUUAAGGGUCAUGUCAGAACGACCUUUCAUCCAACCAAUCACAGCGUCGC